Sporisorium graminicola is the source of this 1695-nucleotide messenger RNA. RefSeq lists its product as uncharacterized. The record is from RefSeq and is a predicted model, not a curated record. The transcript has a single exon. The coding region runs from base 1 to 1695 and encodes 564 amino acids. Gene Ontology annotation, molecular function: 2 iron, 2 sulfur cluster binding. Lineage: Eukaryota; Fungi; Basidiomycota; Ustilaginomycetes; Ustilaginales; Ustilaginaceae.
AUGGCACACGAUCAUUCACCAGCAGCUAGCACCUCAUCGAGCGCUGCUGCGAAGCCAUGGCUCAAAGUGGUGCCGGUUGACAAGCUGGCAUCUUCAUCGCGUCACCACCUUACACUGCGCCAUCCGCUUACACAGGAGUACCACUCGCUUCUCAUCUUUUCGUUCCCACCUCCCACUUCCAAACCAUCUACAAGCAACUCGAGCCCGAGUAUUCCAAGCUCGAGCGUACCAGGCCAUGACACUUACUACUGCAUGGAAGCCACCUGCCCACAUCUAGGUGCCCCUCUGGAGAAUGCCACGAUCGAAGCCAACGACGCCGAGUUCGACGACGAUAUCGAAGAUAUGGUCGUGGUCUGCCCUUGGCACGAAUACGAUUUCAGCUUGAGCACCGGAGAAUCAUCACACGGCAUCUCGGCUUGCGUCUACUCGUGUUCAGUUCGCGACGAAACACUUUACAUCCAAGCGCCAACUCCGUCCAGUCUGGCUGGAGAUCAAGACGGUCAUAAUGCAUCUGCCAAAUGGGAGCUCGUCGAGCUGCGGCCUGUCAGCGAGACUUCCCCUGCUGUAGCAUCGCGCCAAGAUUCUGCUCAGUCGCUGCACCAGCAAGCAGCGCUCUUGUCGCUCUCCUCGGCAGUUAAGGAAACCGGACCAAGGGACUCGGUCCCUUGUGAGAUUUCGCCGUCCAUCAACGGCGAGGAUGGAGAUGCCUCGAUCGUACCGCCUUCGCCCAUCCCAAAGACAUUGGUAGAAUGGGCUGUGCUUAUACUCAAUACGCCGGACCCGGUCAAAAAGGUAGCUUACACUCGUUUGGCUGCCAGGGCAUUCCGAUCGGGCGAAUGCAAGGUGAUCGGCGGAGGCAGGUGGAAUACGAGUGAUGCUGCAGCAGGACGAAGAGAAUGGAUUAUCAAACCACAAGAGACGGCACCCGAGCGGCCACCACGGAUGAAGGAAGAAAUGCGAGUUCGACCGGGUCAAGAAGGCAAGCGUGGUCGGGGUGGUACCGAGAAGAGCCGCAUCGCCAUCUUGCAUUCGCUCGCCAACAUUGAACAGUGGGCAAUCGAUCUGGCGUGGGACAUCAUCGCACGCGCUCCCCAACUGUGCGCUCAGUUCUUUGGCAGUGGCGAUGAUGCGAAUGCAGCCACGCAAAAGAUGCCCUUGCAGUUCUUCAGUGACUUUGUCAAGGUGGCCGAAGACGAGGCCAAGCAUUUCUCGCUGCUGACCAAGCGUCUGGAGGAGAUGGGCAGCUACUUUGGAGCACUGCCCGUCCACCACGGCCUGUGGGAGUCGGCCAUGGAGACGGCACACUCGCUCACAGCCCGGCUCUCGAUCAUCCACCUCGUGCACGAAGCACGUGGCCUCGAUGUCAAUCCCACCACCAUCAAGAAGUUCGAAAAUGCCAGCGAUGCGCAGAGCGUCGAGACGCUCACGGUGAUUCACCUGGAUGAGAUCACGCACGUCUCUGCUGGACAUCGUUGGUUGACGUGGCUCUGCAGCAAUGCACGACCGCCUCUGGAUCCUGUCCAGGUGUUCCGGCGCGAGGUGCGCAAGAACUUCAUCGGUCGACUCAAGGGACCUUUCAAUGCCGAAGAUCGACGAAAAGCUGGAUUGGACAAGGAAUGGUACGAUGACUUGGUGGGUGAGAAGGAGAGCACCUACAGCAUGGGUGUCCGUCGCAACGAAGUGCCUGGCGGUUGA